Prosopis cineraria is the source of this 2308-nucleotide messenger RNA. Its product is annotated as plant intracellular Ras-group-related LRR protein 4-like. The record is from RefSeq and is a predicted model, not a curated record. Gene Ontology annotation, molecular function: protein binding. NCBI's taxonomy places the organism in Eukaryota, Viridiplantae, Streptophyta, Magnoliopsida, Fabales, Fabaceae.
GCCUGUGCAGUUCGGACAAGGCCUUUCCACUUAGUCUCCGAAUUUUCUUCUUCCAUUUCCGUGGCUGCAUCUCUUCUCACUUCUUUGCUGGUGACUCGUCUCGCUGAAAAGUUCGAGUGCGAAAUUUGUUAGUACUGCACAGUUCUAGAAAGCUGAAGACGCAAAAUCUGGUUCUAUUUAUUAUCUUUUGUCGUCUGGGUGUUCCGGAUUUCUACUGCUUGGAGAGGAAGCAGUUUGAUUCCAAAAAGGGAGCUCUUUAUGAUUUCAAAUUUUGGAAUUUUCGUCGAGAUCAAAAUCCGGUUGUUUGCGAGGACAGUGAAAUACUAGAAUUUGAAGGGAAAUGGAGUCGACGUCGGGGCCAUCAGUGGACGAAAUGGUGGAAGAGAUCAUGAGAAUUCACAGAUCUUUACCAACCAGACCGGGAAUUGAUGAGGUUGAAGCGGCGAAAGCUUUGAUUAUAAAUGCUGAGAGAGAAGACCAAGUGAGACUUGAAGCCAUAUCUAAACAAACUAAGAGCCCCACCGUACCAGACGAACUCUUCAUGGUUCUGCAAGAGAUGCAGAAGAACUUGAUUCAUUUUCAGAGCAAAGAGCAGAAGAGAGAGGCUCUGAAAUUGGUUGAUCUCGAAAACGUCCAUUCACUGUUUGAUGAUUUGAUUCAGAGAGCAUCUAAAUGUUUUCCUCCCUCAAACUCAAAUUCUCGCAAGUCCAGUUAUUCCAACGGUUCCGCUUCCACGACUUCAUUCAGCAUCUCAAAGAAUUCAGCAUCUGCUUCAGUUUCUCGGGCCAUGAAUACACCAUCAGCUGCCGCUUCUUCAGGCUUGUUCAACGCCGAGAAAGAACCCGUAAAGACACCGCAAUUAUUUACAAGAGAUGACAGUUAUGUGAACAAGUCCAAGGCAUCAUUCCACGGGGAUGGAUAUGGAAUUGGACCAAAUAUCUCUUCGAAGCCCCAGAUAUUGGAUUCGUCACUAAAACCCACGACCAAUUCGGGCCAAGACGGUGAUAAAUUGAGUUUAAUAAAGCUUGCCAGUAUAAUCGAAGUUUCUGCAAAGAAAGGUACUCGUGAUCUCAGCCUUCAGAACAAGUUGAUGGACCAAGUUGAUUGGCUUCCCGAUUCAUUAGGGAAGCUAUCAAAUUUGAUAUCCUUAGAUUUAUCCGAGAAUCGGAUUAUGGCCUUACCUCCUACAAUUGGAGGCCUUUCAUCUUUAACUAGAUUGGAUUUGCAUUCUAACAAGAUCACUGAGCUCCCAGAUUCAAUUGGAGAUCUCCUUAGUUUGCUUUAUCUUGAUCUGAGAGGAAACCAGUUAUCAUCUCUGCCUGUCUUUGGCAGAUUAAUACGUCUUCAGGAACUUGAUUUGAGCUCAAAUCAACUUUCUGUGCUUCCUGACUCUAUAGCGUCACUAUACUUAAAAAAAUUGAAUGUGGAGACAAAUGAUCUUGAAGAACUUCCACAUUCUAUUGGUCAGUGUUCUUCCCUUACAGAGCUUCAUGUUGAUUAUAAUCGGCUAAAAGCCCUGCCAGAAGCCGUUGGUAAAAUUCAGAGCCUUGAGAUUUUGUCUGUGCGGUACAAUAACAUUAAACAACUACCUACAACAAUGUCAUCUCUGGCAAACCUGAAGGAACUUGAUGUAAGUUUCAAUGAGCUUGAGUCAGUGCCUGAGAGCUUAUGUCUUGCAACCUCUCUUGUCAAGAUAAACAUAGGAAACAAUUUUGCUGACUUGCGAUCCUUACCAAGAUCUAUUGGGAACCUUGAGAUGCUUGAGGAAUUGGAUAUCAGCAAUAAUCAAAUACGUGUGCUUCCUGACUCAUUUAAGAUGCUCAGUAAACUACGUGUCUUACGAGUGGAAGAGAAUCCCCUUGAAGUGCCACCAAGACAUAUAGCUGAAAUGGGAGCACAGGCUGUUGUUCAGUUCAUGGCUGAGCUUGUGGAGAAAAGGGAAAAGAGGGAUGUUAAGUUACAGUCACUGAAGCAAAAAAAGAGCUGGGCUCAGAUCUGCUUCUUUUCAAAAUCUAACAAAAGAAAGCGUAGUGGCAUUGAUUAUGUGAAUGACAUGGCCAAUUGGUUUGAGGGGAUGGUAGCAAAGAGCGAAUGCAUGGGACAUGCUGCGUUGAAGCUCCACAAUAUUGUGCCUUAUUUUUCAAUGAGUUGGCUGUACUUGUGGCCUGUAAAAAUUUGCUUUGACUCUUACAGAACUCGGGAAGAAGUGUACACUCCAGCAAGCGAAAUAGAAAUGGCUAGCAAGGGAGAAUCGAGAUUCUUUGCCGAAACUUCUUUGUUAAGAACUUCAAUGUAUUUGGAAGAUUAA